Messenger RNA from Chelmon rostratus (copperband butterflyfish), 1912 nucleotides. RefSeq names its product calcium/calmodulin-dependent protein kinase II alpha (gene camk2a). Lineage: Eukaryota; Metazoa; Chordata; Actinopteri; Chaetodontiformes; Chaetodontidae. Gene Ontology annotation, cellular component: neuron projection; cytoplasm. Bases 1 to 1437 code for a protein of 478 amino acids. Gene Ontology annotation, molecular function: ATP binding; calmodulin binding; calcium/calmodulin-dependent protein kinase activity. The record is from RefSeq and is a predicted model, not a curated record. Gene Ontology annotation, biological process: protein phosphorylation. The transcript is spliced from 18 exons.
AUGGCAACGGUCAUCUGCACUCGUUUCACCGAAGAGUAUCAGCUGUAUGAGGAGCUGGGCAAGGGAGCGUUUUCAGUGGUGCGACGCUGCGUGAAGGUGCUGUCGGGCCAGGAGUACGCCGCCAAGAUCAUCAACACCAAGAAGCUGUCAGCCAGAGAUCAUCAGAAGUUGGACCGCGAAGCUCGAAUCUGUCGUUUACUGAAGCACCCCAACAUUGUUCGGCUACAUGACAGCAUUUCAGAGGAGGCGCACCAUUACCUCAUCUUUGACCUGGUAACAGGCGGAGAGUUAUUUGAAGAUAUUGUAGCCAGAGAAUAUUACAGUGAAGCUGAUGCCAGCCACUGUAUCCAGCAGAUUCUGGAGGCGGUGCUACACUGUCACCAGAUGGGCGUGGUCCAUCGAGACCUGAAGCCAGAGAAUCUGCUGCUGGCUUCUAAGUCUAAAGGAGCGGCGGUGAAACUUGCUGACUUCGGCCUCGCCAUCGAGGUGGAGGGAGACCAGCAGGCCUGGUUCGGCUUUGCGGGGACCCCUGGUUACCUCUCUCCAGAGGUUUUGAGGAAGGACCCGUACGGCAAAGCAGUCGACCUCUGGGCUUGUGGUGUGAUUCUCUACAUCUUAUUGGUCGGUUAUCCUCCAUUCUGGGAUGAAGAUCAACAUCGUCUCUACCAGCAGAUCAAAGCUGGAGCUUAUGAUUUUCCCUCUCCUGAAUGGGACACCGUGACUCCUGAAGCCAAAGAUCUCAUUAAUAAGAUGUUGACGAUCAAUCCGUCCAAACGGAUCACAGCGGCCGAGGCCCUCAAACACCCCUGGAUCUCUCAUCGCUCCACGGUGGCGUCCUGUAUGCACAGACAGGAGACGGUCGAGUGUCUGAAGAAGUUCAACGCCAGGAGGAAACUCAAGGGAGCCAUCCUGACCACCAUGUUGGCCACCAGAAAUUUCUCCGGAGGAAAGAGUGGAAGCAACAAGAAGGCCGACGGAGUCAAGGAAUCAUCUGAGAGCACAAACACCACCAUCGAGGAUGAAGAUACCAGAGUGAGGAAACAGGACAUCAUUAAAGUCACUGAGCAGCUCAUUGAGGCAAUCAGCAACGGAGACUUUGAGAGCUACACUAAAAUGUGUGAUCCGGCUGUGACGGCAUUUGAGCCCGAAGCUUUGGGGAAUCUGGUUGAAGGCCUCGACUUCCACCGCUUUUAUUUUGAAAACUUAUGGUCUAAGAACAGUAAACCAGUCCACACCACCAUCCUGAACCCUCACAUCCACCUGGUGGGGGACGAGGCCGCCUGCAUCGCUUACAUCAGAGUGACGCAGUACAUCGAUGCCAACGGGACGCCUCGCACCGCCCAAUCAGAGGAGACCAGGGUGUGGCACCGCCGUGACGGGAAGUGGCAGAUUGUCCAUUUCCAUCGAUCAGGCUCCCCCUCCACGCUCAACAAUUAACUUCCAGAGUGGGUGGGUCUUCAAUGGGGCCACCGUCACCGUGACAACUGAUUGAUUGACAGCAGGCCAGGUGUCUGACACCAAACCUUCAAGAUUUAGUUUGAGAAAAACGAGACGGAGGAGGAGGAGGAGGGCGGGGCCACACAGCAGCGAACCGCACAACCAAUCGAUCACUCGACCAAUCAGCUUCCUCUCGUCUGCUCGUCUGGACUUCGCUUCAGCCACGCCCCCUUCUGAUUAACCAAUCAGCUGCACAGCACAGAUUGUAAUAAUGUGUGAAAACCUCUUAUCUCCAGCUGUUUGUAACUCCCUCCUCCAGGAUGAUUGACAAGACUGACGCAUCCUUCACACCUGACUCAGGUGUGAAACAACCUUUAAACUACCUUUAAAUAGUUAAUUAGUUCUUUAUUUCCCCCUGAAAAAAAAACAAAGAUUUUAAAAGCUUUUAAUUAACAAACGAAGCAGAAUUGAGGAG